GUGUUAACAGGCUGUGAGGUCUGCUGUGAAGCAACAGAAGAAGACGGGGGAACGUUUCUAGAAAAUGUCCGAGUACGCGACGAUCCAGAAGAGCGCCUUGAAAAUAAAGGGAGUUGGAGUCAUUUCAGAAGGAAAAAAAAAGAAGAAGAAGAAUAAAGAGAGCAAGCAUCGCCUGGAGCAGGUCAACACCAGCCAGAACGAUGAGGAAACUAAAACUAAGAAAGCCUACGUGGACAAAAGGACUCCAGCACAGAUCGCAUUUGAUAAAAUGCAGGAGAAAAGACAAAUGGAGCGGAUUUUGAAGAAAGCAUCAAAAACACACAAACACAGAGUGGAGGACUUUAACCGCCACCUGGACAAUCUGACGGAGCAUUAUGACAUUCCUAAAGUCAGCUGGACGAAGUAGAAGAUCAGCUUUUUUAUACUUUUUUUGGUUCUAUUCAAUAUCUGUGAUUUAUUUACUAUGAGAAGGGUUUUUUGUAAAUCCUGGUGUGCACAAUAAAGAAGUGAAAAAUAAA
Oryzias melastigma (Indian medaka) is the source of this 518-nucleotide messenger RNA. RefSeq names its product family with sequence similarity 32 member A (gene fam32a). The transcript has 4 exons. The record is from RefSeq and is a predicted model, not a curated record. Gene Ontology annotation, cellular component: nucleolus. Bases 65 to 406 code for a protein of 113 amino acids. Lineage: Eukaryota; Metazoa; Chordata; Actinopteri; Beloniformes; Adrianichthyidae.